UAGUGACGUUGUAACCGUAAAUAACACAGGGACACACAUACCGUUUCAAGUACACGUGCAGACAUGAUUAACUUAAUCAAGAAAAAUUUUGCGAGAAAAUAUUUCAAGAAAUAUGUUAAAACGUCACAUUUUUCUCUUGUAAAUGAAAGACUUUCGAUUUCUUAGUAAGAAUGCCCGGAAUUUGCAGUAGUAAACAUGUUUCAAGGCCUAUACGCGAACAUUUUUGGCUACAGUGAUUGUUUGCGAAUAGAAAGGUAAAGGUGGGCGAGCAGUAAUAUAAAUGCGAGCAUGAAGCGCACUUGUGUACAACUUGCGAUGAGUGCAUAAGUGAUGUUGCUGUGCUCAGUCGUACAGUGUAAAGAUGUCUCUAAGCAAAAAUAUUCCUCGGUGCAGUCAGUGCAUCUGUAUGUCAAAAAGACAAUACGCCACUCGUAACCCCAUUCAUGAAAGAUCUACAUCAGUUGACAAUGAAAAGCUGCUCGGAUCAGCCUCGAAGGACAUGCCCACAAAUCAUUGGAAACUGCUUAAUCAACUGAAGGAUUUUGUAACGAAGACACCCAUUAACAAAGGUUUAUUAUUUGUAUUGAAUAAUGAAUGGGCGAAAGUUCUUCAGAAGAUUCCAUCACUUCAAAAUCAGCUGAAGAAACAAGAUACGUCGACCAUAUCACAGAGUUUGCAGAAGGUUACCACCAAGGAAAGCAGUACUCAGGAAUUAGCAAAUGUUUUGGAGGGACCGAACAAAAAGCAAAAUGAAAUUCGAAUUACAGAUUCGUCACAAGAAGUGCUGCCAAAAUGGAAAUCAUUCAAUAAAGCAAUGUCAAAGCCAAGCCUGAGAUCUAGAACAAAACAUGUGAUUGCAUCAAUAAGCACAGCCGAAAGUGAGCUAUCGAGACAUAAACGACUCGAAGAUUUGACAAACCAUUUAAAUCAGUACCCAGAGGCCAAGCAUCUAGUUAUAAAGGAAGGAGGUAUUGGAACCCUGUUACGUCUUCGUGCACAAACUAGAGAUGAAAACACGCUUGCCACAGUUCGUGAAGCUCUUUCAAUUUUGGGCUAUGUCGAUCCACCACCUGGUCGAGGAAUCAGGAUUUUAUCAAUUGACGGUGGAGGUAUAAGAGGUGUUGUUGUGAUAGAGAUGCUCAAGAAACUGGAAGAACUUACUGGGAAAAGUGUAUAUGAAUUGUUUGACUUCGUCUGUGGUGUCAGUACAGGUGCUAUACUAGCUUGUGUUGUUGGUGCCCAAAGAAAACCAUUAGAUGAAGUGUCCACACUUUAUAAAGAGCUAAGUACAGAAAUCUUUACUCAAAAUCCUAUUUGGGGAACCAGCAGCUUAGUAUGGUCUCACUCCUAUUACAGUACUGAGUUGUGGGAGAAACUGCUGAAAAAUUAUAUUGGAGAUACACAGCUUAUAAAGACCUCAAGAAGUCCCAAUUGUCCAAAGAUUGCUGUCGUCUCUGCUAUUGUUAAUCAACCACGAGUACAAGCCUUUAUAUUUAGAAAUUAUUCUCUGCCAUAUGGAAUAAUUUCACAGUAUACAGGAGGUUACAAACAUGCAUUGUGGGAGGCAGUCAGAGCAUCUGCAGCAGCACCAUCUUACUUUGAGGAGUUUAAACUAGGAGAAUAUUUACAUCAGGAUGGUGGUAUUCUCGUAAAUAAUCCAUGUGCUGUGGCUGUCCAUGAGGCACGACACCUGUGGCCUGGCUCUCCUAUUCAGUGCAUAAUUUCUUUUGGUACUGGCCGUUGUCAACCAGUUAUAGGAAUUCAAGAGGAAUCAUUGUCAUCAUCAUGGAAAACAAAGUUCUUGAAAAUUCUAGACAGUGCUACAGACACUGAAGCGGUUCACACAAUGUUGAAUGAUCUUCUGCCGGGAAAUGUGUAUUAUAGAUUCAAUCCAUAUUUAACAGAAAUGGUCUCUAUGGCUGAAAUAAAUCCAGCAAAAAUAGCACAGUUGGAAAUGGAUGCAGAGAUGUAUUUUCGACGAAAUGAAGAGACAUUCCAGGAGGCAGCUAAGGCACUUGUGGCAGCAAAAACAUUUGGGCAAUGGUGCCAAGAUUGGAUUAAUUUAAAAAGAGAAUUAUUAGGUAUCAAGUAACAGUAUCCAAGAAAUUCCAUGGAAUAUGUGAUUAUAUCUCAGGUAGUGAACAUGAUCAUUAAUGUUUCCCACUUUGAAUUUAUUUAGCUAUUUCAAAUUAGUGUUCCACCUUAGGCAUUUAAUUUUUUUUAUUUUUGCCAUUAUGGCUUAGUUAAUCAAAUGUUCACUUUUUUUGGCUGCACGUAUAUCCUGACGUACACAUAUUGUGUCAGUAAUUAAAGUAUCGCAUAUGCCAGCCUUCUUUUUAUAGUUGUGGUUUUUAUGCCUUAUUUUAUUACUAUUUCAAUGUUCGCCAAGAGGCAUGCAGUGCCUCAGUUGACAUUUGUUGUCUUAAUCAGAAUAAGUCCUAAAGUAUUCUGCAUAGAACUAAAUUUAUAUGGUCAGUUCAGAGCUUUUUUUUUAAAAGAAAAAAAAAAAAAAAAAAAAAACAACUUUCAAGGAAAAUAAAACUGUUAAGAACAAGUAUUACUACAAUUUUCCAACUGAUCGAAAAGAUUUAACAGACAGCUCUGUCUCUUGCUGUUACAGUGUCAUUUCAUUUCUGUGAUACAUUUUUGUGUUGUGUCUGACAUGGUUCAAUUCCAUAGAUUGAACAAUCUUUUGAGUGUUUCUGAUAUAUAAAAUAAUUUACAUUUAUGUAUGCUUCAAAGUCUGUCUGUCUGUCACUGAGUAAGCUAGCUUUUCAUGGCAAAAGCUGAAGUAUAUGUUUGUGAAUACUUAAUAAGAAACUUGUAUUCCGUAAUAUGAGUAUACUGAAUGUUAAUACCUGUUGGAAUGGAACUUGGUGUGUGACUGAAAGUUAAAAUAUUAUGUCUGAUGUGAGCAGCUAGUUCUGUAGCAGUUGGAUAGUCUGUGCACCUUGUACAUGUAUGAUAAAAUUUCAAUAUGGCAUUAUUUUAAUUUGUUCUUUUGUGAUAAACAGUAAUUCAUAUGUAUAUAAACAUUUACAAAUAUAAAGAUAGCUUUUCCAUAACCACUGAGCAGUAUUUCAUACCAAAGGGCAGCUGAUUUUUAGUGCAAUGUAUUUUUUAUAAUGCAAUAAAUAUAUGAAAGAGA
Messenger RNA from Schistocerca serialis cubense, 3148 nucleotides. Its product is annotated as calcium-independent phospholipase A2-gamma-like. NCBI's taxonomy places the organism in Eukaryota, Metazoa, Arthropoda, Insecta, Orthoptera, Acrididae. The transcript is spliced from 9 exons. Gene Ontology annotation, cellular component: membrane. The record is from RefSeq and is a predicted model, not a curated record. Gene Ontology annotation, biological process: arachidonate metabolic process. The coding region runs from base 362 to 2092 and encodes 576 amino acids.